CCAUCACCACCACGGCCUCCAGCCCCCCCGCAGCCGGACCCCAGCCCCUGCAGGCCGGAGCCGGAGGAGGAAGCAGCGGCUGCUGGACGAAGCAAGUCGCCUGCAGGUAUUUCAUGCAUGGCGUUUGCAAGGAAGGGGACAACUGUCGUUACUCCCAUGACCUCUACACUAGCCAGUCUGCUAUGGUGUGCAGGUAUUUUCAGCGAGGAUGCUGUGCUUAUGGAGAUCGUUGCAGAUAUGAACAUACCAAGCCAUUGAAAAGGGACGAAGUGACUACUGCAAGUCCAGCUGCAAAAACAUAUCCUUCAGCUUCCACAGAUGUGACCCCACCCCCUGGAACACUUGAAGCGAGCACCGGUGAGACCGAAGUUGAAGACAAAGACCUGGCAGCUGCAGGAGGAGGAGCCGAAGAUUGGGUGAAUGCUGUGGAGUUUGUUCCCGGUCAGCCGUAUUGUGGCCGUGCUGCUCCGUCCUGCACUGAAGCCCCCUUGCAGGGAAUGGUAAUUGAAGAAGAAUACGAGAAGCAGCAAACAAACCUGGAGAUGAAGAAACAACUUUGCCCUUACGCCGCUGUAGGGGAAUGCCGUUACGGAGAAAACUGCGUUUAUAUCCACGGUGACGUUUGUGACAUGUGCGGCCUGCAGGUCCUCCAUCCUGCUGAUGCCGCCCAGCGCUCUUUGCACAUAAAGUCUUGCAUCGAGGCUCACGAGAAGGACAUGGAGCUCUCGUUCGCCGUCCAGCGUAGCAAAGACAUGGUGUGCGGGAUCUGCAUGGAGGUGGUGUACGAGAAAGCCAACCCCAGCGAGCGCCGUUUUGGGAUCCUCUCCAACUGCAACCACACUUACUGUCUGAAGUGCAUCCGCAAGUGGAGGAGCGCUAAGCAAUUUGAGAGCAAGAUUAUAAAGUCCUGCCCAGAAUGUCGGAUCACAUCUAACUUUGUCAUUCCAAGUGAGUACUGGGUGGAGGAGAAGGAAGAGAAGCAGAAACUCAUUCAGAAAUACAAGGAAGCAAUGAGCAACAAGCCAUGCAGGUAUUUUGAUGAAGGCCGUGGGAGCUGCCCAUUUGGAGGGAACUGUUUUUACAAACACGCAUACCCCGAUGGCCGCCGAGAAGAACCCCAGAGGCAGAAAGUGGGAACUUCAAGUAGAUACAGAGCCCAGCGGAGAAACCGGUUUUGGGAGUUCAUUGAGGAGCGGGAGGGCAGUGAUCCCUUUGAGAACGACGAGGACGAGGUGGUGACCUUUGAGCUGGGCGAAAUGCUUCUCAUGCUGUUGGCGGCGGGGGGCGAGGACGACCUGACAGACUCCGAGGACGAGUGGGACUUGUUUCACGACGAGCUAGAAGACUAUUACGACCUGGAUCUAUAGCACCCCUCUGUGGAGUUUGGACCGGCAGCUCAAUUUUUUCAGGCAGUAGCUCUUUUCCUGUGGUGUUGUGGCAGUGCCUGUGUUUUUCUCCUAGGCAGGCCUAUCCAUUCCAGGUGCUGCUGUUGUGAUAAACUUACCCCGGGGGUCUGUCUCCUCCUC
This is a messenger RNA of Euleptes europaea (tarantolino), 1526 nucleotides long. RefSeq names its product makorin ring finger protein 1 (gene MKRN1). Bases 114 to 1367 code for a protein of 417 amino acids. NCBI's taxonomy places the organism in Eukaryota, Metazoa, Chordata, Lepidosauria, Squamata, Sphaerodactylidae. The record is from RefSeq and is a predicted model, not a curated record. The transcript is spliced from 8 exons. Gene Ontology annotation, molecular function: ubiquitin protein ligase activity; metal ion binding. Gene Ontology annotation, biological process: protein polyubiquitination.